Molecule: messenger RNA, 1083 nt
Organism: Fulvia fulva
Lineage: Eukaryota; Fungi; Ascomycota; Dothideomycetes; Mycosphaerellales; Mycosphaerellaceae
Product: Acyl-CoA thioesterase 2
Exons: 2
Coding region: 1-1083 (360 amino acids)
Biological process (GO): fatty acid catabolic process; acyl-CoA metabolic process
Cellular component (GO): peroxisomal matrix
Molecular function (GO): fatty acyl-CoA hydrolase activity
Source: RefSeq, a predicted model, not a curated record
AUGAGCGGACCUGGCGGACGGCCCUUACAGUACAAGAAGGAUCUUGAGAACUACCCCGGCAAUACAUACCGAUCGUUUGCCGAUCUCAUCAAACUCGAGAAGAUCGAUGAACGAACAUAUCGAUCGAUAGCACCUCCCUUCGCACCUGGAGGACCUGUUGGUGUGGGGAGAUCAUAUGGAGCACAUGUCUAUUGUCAGGCAGCAUGGGCUGCUGGUCAGACUGUAGACAAGGGGUUUCUCUUACAUAACGUUUCCGGUAACUUCAUCCUCGCCGGCCAACUAUCCCUCCCCUUCGUCUACAAAGUCCACACAAUCCGCAACGGCCGAUCCUACGCCACCCGCAUCGUCAACGUAACCCAGUCCGAAAACGCAGGCAUCUGCUUCACCUGCAUAUGUUCCUUCAAGACCCCAGAACCACGACAGAUUGAGACACAGGAGUCUCUUGACCUCUAUGAACACUACUCUUCCGUCCUCAACGGCCAGCCACCUUCCGUCCACCCAGAGUGCCCGGGGACGGACUUGCCAUUCUACUGGGAGCGCCGUGCUCGAACGGGAAUCAACGAUGCUUUCCCCGGGCUGGAAUGUCGUAAAGUCGAUAUGACGGCUUACAAUAAGGACAAACAUCCUCUUGAUCGAAGGCAACUCAUCUUCUACCGCACGAUCGGCGACAUGCCCAACGAUCCUAACUUCCACCUCUGCGCACAUCUCUACGCCUCGGAUCGCAACUCCCUCUACAUCGUCUCGAACCAUUUAGACCUAGGGGAUAACUUCACACAAAUGUCCUCCCUCGUCCACACCGUUGUAUUCCACUCUCCGAGCGAGGACCUGAUGUUCGGGCCUCCGUCGACCACCUCGUCACCCAUGGACGAGUCCUCGGGGAAAUGGUUCUGCAUGGAAGCAUGGGGAAGUCGUGUGGGUAGUGGAAGGACACUGUACCAGUGUAGAAUUUGGGACUCGCAAGGACGGCAUAGUUUGACGGCCAUGCAGGAUGGGCUGUUGCGUUUCGUGACUGGGAAUGAAGUUACGGAGGAGAAUGGGACUUUGCUUGAGGAAGUGAAGGGGAGGUGGAAGGAGAAGCUGUGA